Messenger RNA from Batrachochytrium dendrobatidis JAM81, 780 nucleotides. RefSeq lists its product as uncharacterized. The transcript has 5 exons. Gene Ontology annotation, cellular component: nucleus; cytosol; VCP-NPL4-UFD1 AAA ATPase complex. Gene Ontology annotation, molecular function: ATP hydrolysis activity; ATP binding; polyubiquitin modification-dependent protein binding. The annotation marks the transcript as partial. The record is from RefSeq and is a predicted model, not a curated record. NCBI's taxonomy places the organism in Eukaryota, Fungi, Chytridiomycota, Chytridiomycetes, Rhizophydiales. Gene Ontology annotation, biological process: mitotic spindle disassembly; autophagosome maturation; retrograde protein transport, ER to cytosol.
UUGAAUUCGCUAACAGCGUGGCUUAUUCAAAUUUUACCAUCAAACUCAGCAAGUAUUGGGUUUGAUACAACCAAACGAGAUGUUUCUUGGAAAAAAUUGGGUGGAUAUGAUCAUGUAAAAUCACGACUUUUCCAGCUAGUGGUAUGGCCAAUUCAAUACCCAGAAGCAUUUUUAAAACUUGGUGUCAGCCCGCCUUCUGGGCUGCUGUUGUAUGGUCCUUCAGGAUGUGGUAAAACCAUGCUUGUUCAUGCUAUUGCUACGGAAUCUAAUAUGAAUUUUAUCACGGUAAAAAGUCAGGAUCUUUUUUCUAAAUAUCUUGGCGAGUCCGAAGCCAAUAUUCGAUCUUUAUUUGCCUCUGCUAGACAGCUUUUGCCUUGUAUUAUCUUUUUUGAUGAGAUUGAUGCAAUUGCAACAAGACGAGAAUGGACAGAAGAUGGAACUGGUGGGGUCAAUGAGCGUGUACUUUCGACACUUUUAAAUGAGAUGGACGGUUUGCAAGAACGCAAGGAAGUCACUAUUAUAGCCUGUACAAACCGACCAGAAAAAUUGGACGAUGCUCUUUUAAGACCAGGUAGACUGGAUAGACAUAUUUAUGUUGGUCUGCCUACAGCAUCUGAUCGAUUGAGUAUUUUAAAAUCGUAUCCUUUAAACGGCACAGCUCUUGUAUUAUCCGAUGAAGAAUACGAAUGCGUUGCUGAGGCAACUAGCAACUACACGGGUGCAGAUAUCGAGUCUCUCAUCAGGGAAGCGGGGAUGUGUGCAAUGAGAGAGUCAACAGAC